Messenger RNA from Microdochium trichocladiopsis, 1393 nucleotides. RefSeq lists its product as uncharacterized. The record is from RefSeq and is a predicted model, not a curated record. NCBI's taxonomy places the organism in Eukaryota, Fungi, Ascomycota, Sordariomycetes, Xylariales, Microdochiaceae. The transcript is spliced from 2 exons. Bases 108 to 1022 code for a protein of 304 amino acids.
UCAUUCCUCCCAGAACAAAGUAGACUCCAUUCCCAUCUCCCCUUUCUGACCGUCCAUCAGGCUCAUACAUUUACCGACAAGAAGCACCCAUCCCCAAAGCCGUGAGGAUGGGCAAGCCAGAGUCAAAGUCGCCCAUCUCCUCGAUGUUCUCCAGGGCCUUCCGCAGACCAAAUGCCACUCCCUCCAGCACAGCCGCUCCGAGCGAUUCUUUGGCGCCCCCUCCAUCAUACACGGAAGCCACAAGCCAUUCGGCGUCCACAGGCGAAGACCCGCACGCUUUCUUGUCUGCCUUUGACACCAUCUUCUUGAUCGAUGACUCGGCCUCGAUGCGUGGCAGCAGGUGGGAGGAGACGCGGAAGGUGCUCGAGGCUAUUGUGCCUAUCUGCACGGCUCACGAUGAAGAUGGCGUCGACAUCUACUUCCUAAACCACAAGACGGACCAGCCAGAGGACCGUGCCAAGGGCUCGGCGGGCACCGGUUAUCGCGGCGUCAGAGAUCCCAAGCAUGUGCAGAGCAUAUUCGAUCAGGUGCAACCUAGAAAUGGGACGCUUACAGCUAGGAGACUUUGGUACAUUCUCAGGCCAUACACCAACCUGUACAAGAAGAAGGUGGAUGAAACCGGCGACGAGACGUGCCUGAAGCCGCUCAACAUCAUUGUCAUCACAGACGGAGCGCCGAAUGAUGAGCCAGACCAGGUGAUUGUCAAGGUUGCCAAGAUUCUCGACGACAAGGAUGCGCCGUUAUACCAGGUCGGAAUCCAGUUCUUCCAGGUGGGAAACGACCCAGAAGCAACCAAGGCUCUCCGGGAUAUGGACGACCAGCUCAGCUCCGGCAACAACGCCGGCAUGCGGGACAUCGUUGACACGACGACAUUCGAUGCCAGACCUGAUCUCACCAAGACCGGCACCAGUUUCCUUCGGGGGAGGCACACCAGCACACAGCUUACUUCUGAAACAGUUCUCAAGGUCGUCCUCGGUGCUGUAGUCCGAAGACUCGAUCGUGUAGAGACUCGUCGAUCUUGAUGCGACGCAGGGUCGGACAUUUGUUUGAGAGCCUCUAGGCAAGGGGAACCAGCAUAUAUGCAAGCACCUAAUACUGCGACUUGAGACCUUGGAGCCUUGCAGGUCCACCGGAUUGAAUGGUGCUUAGCAGGAGUUCUGGUGCAAUGGGCGCUUUCGGGAUGCUUCAUUCGGGAUUCAUUACGGCAACAACGGCCAGGACUAGAGAUGCAUCCGAGUAGGCGUUCAAGGAUACCCACAAGAAGACAUUGCUUAGAGAAUGGCUUCCGAAAGCCUCUGCACAGGACGACAGACUUAAUCAUAACAAUAAACUGCGGUGAACAUCCUUGCCAGGCAUAUCUGACACAUUAAUUGAGCAUUGGCACCGACAGAGC